AAAGUAUUUCCAAAUGGUUUGGAAACUGACUUCAAUUGCUGUGAAAUGUCUGAAGAGGACAGACAUCCGCUAUGUAUGCCAUUUGAGAUCCCGGAAAACGAUCCCGUCUACGGACCCGUUGGCAAACGAUGCCAUGACUUUAAGAGAUCCGUUGCCGGACAUCGGCCUAACUGUGCUCUCGGGCCUCGAGUGCACGUAAAUACGCUGACGGCUCCAAUUGAUGCCAAUUUUGUUUACGGCUCCACCGAAGCCGUCGCUCUCAGACUCAGGGCUUUCAAAGGAGGUUUGUAUUCAAUGCAUUCAAUACAUUAUAACUUUUUAUAUUACUUUACAUCAUAUCCUAUACUAAUAUAUAAUGCAAAACAACAUUUGAAUACAACUAUUGAAUCGUUAGGUCUGAUGAGAGUUUGGGAUCGUUUUCGUGAUUACGGACUCAAACCGAUAUUACCUCCGGAGGACGAGAACCCAGACCUGGACUGUACGGGUCGUCCCGAACACUUGUUUUGCUUCAUCGCGGGUGACAUCCGAGUCAACGAACAAAUCCAUUUGACAGUUCUUCACACCUUCUAUGUCCGCGACCACAACCGGAUGGCCGUCGAGUUGGGACGACUCAACCCUCAUUGGGACGACGAGCGCAUCUAUCAGGAGUGCCGACAUAUAAUGGCCGCAUCCGUACAACACAUUACGCUCAAUGAGUUCCUACCGCUUGUCGUCGGCGAAGAACUCGUCCAUCGAUACAAUCUGACCGAAGAGAAGGACGGCUAUUGGAACGGAUACGACCCCAAUGUCCACACCGCGCCCUCACAGGCGUUCACUACCGCCGCCUUCCGGUUCGGACACACUUUCAUUCAGGGAAUGGUCAGACGAUAUAACAAAUACCACGAAUUCGUGUCCGAAGACAAUCUGCGAAACCUAUUGAGACAACCGUUUGUGGUGUACGAACCGGGAACGCUGGACGAACUGGCGCUCGGCCUUCUCAACACUCCCGCCCAGACGUACGACCCUUUCAUCACCGAAGAAGUGUCCGGACAUCUGUUCCAAGAGAUUCACGCGGCGGUCGGUAUGGAUUUGCCCGCCAUAAACCUCGCCCGAGCGCGCGAACAGGGAGUCCCCGGUUAUAACAUAUACCGCGAGUGGUGUGGACUCCCGCGGGCCGAGACCUUCGAAGACCUGGAGCCGUGGCUCAACAACAAGACGGCAUACCAUUACUCGCAACUCUACGCACAUCCGGACGACAUAGACCUGUGGAGUGGCGGCAUAUCCGAGCGCCGACUGCCGGGCGCUAUGAUUGGGCCGACGUUCGCCUGUAUAGUCGCCCGUAAUUUCGCGAACAUAAGACGCGGCGAUCGCUUCUGGUUUGAGAACUCGGGCUUCCCGUCGGCCUUCACUCCCGAACAGUUGACUCAAAUCAAGCGCUCGACUCAGGCCCGCAUCGUAUGUGAUAACGGAGACGACAUCCCGACCAUCCAGAUGUGGAUCCUCAGACAGGCUCACCCUAUAUUUAACCCGAGAGUGAGGUGCGAGGACUUGCCAUACAUGGACCUGAGGUACUGGCAGGAGGACCCCGUCAAUGGUGGCUAUCCUUUCAAAUGAUAAUCUCAUUCAAUCAAGUAUUUGAUUAUAAUUUAAUUAUAAAGUUAUUGUUUUGUGAGUAUUUUUUAAAUAACUAAUAAAUCCGAA
This is a messenger RNA of Medioppia subpectinata, 1680 nucleotides long. The record is from the annotation of a GenBank genome assembly. NCBI's taxonomy places the organism in Eukaryota, Metazoa, Arthropoda, Arachnida, Sarcoptiformes, Oppiidae.